Messenger RNA from Pyrenophora tritici-repentis Pt-1C-BFP, 7242 nucleotides. Its product is annotated as TEL1, Phosphatidylinositol kinase and protein kinase PI-3 kinase family. The record is from RefSeq and is a predicted model, not a curated record. Gene Ontology annotation, cellular component: nucleus; TORC1 complex; TORC2 complex. NCBI's taxonomy places the organism in Eukaryota, Fungi, Ascomycota, Dothideomycetes, Pleosporales, Pleosporaceae. Gene Ontology annotation, molecular function: protein binding; protein-containing complex binding; protein serine/threonine kinase activity. Gene Ontology annotation, biological process: negative regulation of macroautophagy; TOR signaling; protein phosphorylation.
AUGACGCAGCAAGGUCCCCUUUCGUCCGCGCUGGACCGCAUAGUCCACGAACUACGCUCAAAAAAUGACGAAACACGACAGCGAGCAGCAAACACACUGCGACAGACGGUUGAAGCGGCGCACCGAGAACUCGCGCCCAACGUCUUUACCAAUUUCAACAAUGAAGUUUACACCAAGAUCUCCGGCCUCAUUGUCACGGGCAGCGACUCGAACGAACGCAUCGGCGGUAUCCACGCCCUCAACGCCCUGAUCGACUUCCGCGGCGACGAUGCAGGACAGAAGACGACGCGCUUUGCUUCGUACCUGAGGGCCGUGAUGCGGGGCCAGGAUGUCACGGCCAUGGUGGUAGCAGCCAAGGCUCUGGGACGACUGGCGAAGCCCGGCGGCACCCUCACGGCAGAGCUGGUCGAGGCAGAGGUCAAGGGCGCGUUGGAGUGGCUGCAGUUGGAGCGCCUGGAGAAUAGACGCUUCGCUGCUGUCCUCAUACUACGCGAGCUGGCGAAAAACUCUCCCACGCUCAUGUACCAAUGGAUUGCACAAAUCUUUGAAGUCAUAUGGGUUGCCCUCCGGGACCCCAAGGUCCUCAUUCGAGAGUCUGCCGCCGAGGCAAUCAGCGCAUGCUUCGAGAUCAUCUCCCCACGCGACUCGCAAAUGCGCCAGCUCUGGUUCGGCAAGGUCUACGACGAGAUUCUCCGCGGAUUCACCAUCAACACCAAUGAAGCGAUCCAUGGCUCGCUCCUUACCAUGAAGGAGCUGCUCGACAAGAGCGCAAUGUUUAUGAAUGACCAAAAGUACAAGGAGACUGUUGAGCAGGUACUCAAGUACCGGGAGCAUCGCGAUGCUCUGGUUCGAAGAGAAGUGGUCCUUAUCAUACCUAUACUCGCUGGCUAUUCACCAACCGAAUUCGCCACAAAGUACCUGCAUCAAUGUAUGCUACACCUCCAGGGUCUAAUUAGGAAAGACCGCGACCGAGACAAGGCAUUCGUAGCCAUUGGUCAGAUUGCGAAUGCCGUCGGAGUUGCCAUCUCACCUUAUCUGGAGGGGAUUCUAGGCUUCAUACAGGAGGGCCUGAUUGCCAAGUCCCGGAAUAAGAGCGGUAUCAACGAAGCGCCUAUAUUCCAAUGUCUUAGUAUGAUAUCAGCAGCGGUCGGCCAAGCCCUCACCAAGUCUGUUGAGCGACUACUGGACCCUAUUUUCUCAUGCGGGCUGAGCGAUUCUCUCUUCCAAGCACUUGUAGACAUGGCGCAUUACGUACCGCCUUCGCGGCCGAUGAUUCAAGAAAAACUCCUUGAUCUCCUCAGCCAGAUCCUCGCCGGCCGACACUUCUUACCCCUAGGCAGCCCAUAUCAGGUAUCUCAGCCUCCGCAAAUAUGGACACGUGACCACAAAGACCCACAAACCAUCGCCCCAAGAGAAGCUGAGAUUGCACUAGCCCUGCACACACUCGGCAGUUUCGACUUCACGGGCCAUGUUCUGAACGAGUUUGUUCGCGAUGUUGCGAUCCGAUACGUAGAGGCGGAUAAUCCCGAGAUCCGCAAACGCGCCGCGUUAACUUGCUGCCAGCUCUUUGUCAAGGAUCCUAUUGUCCACCAGACAAGUACUCACGCGACCAAAGUAGUUGGAGACAUCAUCGAAAAACUCUUGACUGUCGGUGUGGGUGACGUUGAUCCAGACAUAAGGUGGGAUGUCCUAAUAGCCCUGGAUGCUCGGUUCGACCGACAUCUCGGCAAAGCGGACAAUGUUCGUACUCUGUUCCUUGCACUGAACGAUGAGGUAUUCGGUAUUCGAGAAGCUGCCAUGUCCAUCAUUGGUCGACUCACAGCUGUGAAUCCUGCUUAUGUCUUCCCUUCACUCCGCAAAGUCCUUUUGCAGCUACUCACCGAGGUCAACUAUGCCAACAGCCCGCGGAGUAAGGAAGAAAGUGCCAAGUUAAUUAGUAGUCUUGUCGGUGCUGCUGACAGUCUCAUCAAGCCACUGAUCGACCCAAUCGUCGAGGUCCUUUUGCCCAAGUGUAAGGAUCCAAAUCCAGAAGUCGCGUCAACGACACUCAAAGCCAUUGGUGACCUCGCCACAGUCGGCGGCGAGGGCAUGAUCAAAUACAUCAAGGAUCUGAUGCCCGUCAUCCUGGAUUUCAUGCAAGAUCAGACGUCGGAUGCUAAGCGCUUCUCUGCUCUGAAAGCUCUCGGGCAGCUAGCUACCAACGCUGGCUAUGUUAUAGAGCCAUACAGAGACUACCCAGAGCUGAUGAACAUUCUCAUGAGCAUUGUGAAGAUAGAACAGGAAGGUGAACUCCGAAGAGAAACUGUUAGGCUCAUGGGCACCCUUGGAGCUCUAGACCCCGACGAGUAUCAAAAGAUCAUGGAGCAGUCGCCCGACAAGCACCUUAUCUUGGAAGCGCAGGCCAUCACCGAUGUCUCGCUCAUCAUGCAAGGCAUCACGCCCUCAAACGAAGAGUAUUACCCCACAAUCGUCAUCAGCACACUCAUGGGUCUGUUGAAAGAUCCAUCACUGGUCCAGUACCACACGGCAAUCGUAGAGGCUGUUAUGAACAUUUACGCAACAAUGGGCUUGAAGUGUGUGUCUUUCCUUAACCAGGUUGUGCCAGGUUUCCUCCAUGUCAUAAAAUCUACGCCAGCGGGACGGUCGGAGGGCUACUUCAACCAGCUCAGUCAACUCGUUCGGAUCGUUCGCCAACACAUUCGCCCUUACUUACCAAGUAUCCUGGCAACGAUUAAAGAGUACUGGAGUAGCAGUCCACAGCUCCAAGCCACCAUUCUUUCACUGAUCGAGGCCAUUGCUCGCUCGUUGGAAGGCGAAUUCAAGGUCUACUUGGCGGAUGUACUACCACUCAUGCUCAGUGUGCUUGACUCUGAUCAGACUGGCAAGCGUUUACCUUCAGAGAGAGUACUACACGCGUUCCUCAUCUUCGGCUCGAGCGCCGAAGAGUAUAUGCAUCUCAUCAUUCCAGUCAUGGUCAAGAUGUUCGAUAAGCCUGGCCAACCUAUACAGAUCCGGAGACAUGCUAUCGAAACUUUAGGGCGUCUUUCAAAGCAAGUCAAUGUUUCCGAGUUCGCCGCACGUAUCGUGCACCCUCUCUGUCGAGUGCUUUCUGGUAGCGAGCCAACACUGAAGCAGACUGCACUCGAGACGCUCUGUGCACUUAUCUUUCAGCUCGGUCCAGACUACAUCCACUUUGUACCUACUGUGAACAAGAUCUUUAUUGCGCACAAGGUACCUCAUGAGAACUAUGGGCGCAUCGUUUCGAAGUUGCAGAAGGGUGAACCCUUACCCCAAGAUCUCAGCCCAGAUGAGCGUUACGGUGAAGAUGACGAAGACUUGAAUCCCGCGGAAAUCCUCACCAAAAAGCUAGCGGUCAACCAGCAGCAUCUCAAACAAGCAUGGGAGGCCUCGAACAAAACGACCAAAGAGGAUUGGAUCGAGUGGAUGCGACGAUUCAGCGUGGAAUUGCUGAGAGAAUCACCACAACAAGCACUGCGCGCCUGCACACCACUCGGUAGCGUGUACAACCCAAUCGCCAGAACUUUGUUCAACUCUGCAUUUGUCUCGUGCUGGACAGAGCUGUAUGAUCAAUACCAAGAGGAGCUUGUGCGUUCCAUCGAGACUGCACUCACGUCGCCCAAUAUCCCGCCUGAGAUAUUGCAAGUCCUGCUGAACCUGGCAGAAUUUAUGGAACACGACGACAAGGCUCUACCAAUCGACGUCCGGAUACUUGGCAUGUAUGCCGGCAAAUGUCACGCAUUUGCCAAGGCACUACAUUAUAAGGAGCUCGAAUUCAACGCGGAGCAGAAUUCCAGCGCUGUGGAAGCCCUUAUCAGUAUCAACAACCAACUGCAGCAGACCGAUGCUGCCUUCGGUAUUUUGCGUAAGGCGCAAAAUUACCAUGACGUUGAGUUGAAAGAGACUUGGUUUGAGAAGUUGCAGAAGUGGGACGAAGCGCUCGCAGCGUACCAGAGGCGUGAGCUUGAAGAGCCAGACUCCUUUGACGUUACCAUGGGCAAGAUGCGCUGCUUGCACGCUCUGGGCGAAUGGGAUCUUCUUUCCAGCUUGUCAAAGGAGAAGUGGGCCAAUGCGACACAAGAGUACCGCAAGGCGAUAGCACCGCUUGCCGCAACGGCCGCAUGGGGUCUGGGUAAGUUUGCUGACAUGGAUAAUUACCUUGGUGUCAUGAAGGAACAGUCGCCCGACCGUGCGUUCUUCGCAUCGAUUCUCAAUAUCCACAACAACCGGUUCGAAAUCGCCGUGGAAGAGAUUGCUAAAGCUCGCAAGGGUCUCGACACCGAGCUCAGUUCACUUUUGGGAGAGUCGUACCAGCGUGCUUAUUUACCAAUGAUCCGCGUGCAGAUGUUGGCGGAACUUGAGGAGAUUAUGCAGUACAAGCAAAACGAGGGAAACCAUGAAAAGCAGAAGAGCAUGCGAAAGACUUGGAUGAAGCGACUCAGGGGGCUACAACCGAACCCGGAAGUUUGGCAGCGCAUGAUCAAGGUGCGACAGCUUGUCAUCUCACCACAAGAAGGAACCGACAUGUGGAUAAAGUAUACCAACCUUUGCCGCAAGAGCAAUAGGAUGAACCUCGCAAACAAGGCCUUGCAGAAACUACUGGAUAUCGAGAGUACAGGCGACAGUACUGUCGUCGAGUUUGUACGCAACAAUGCCCACGCUAUCUCACACCCGGUUGCGUAUACUACGUACAAAUACAUGUGGGCAGAUCAAAACAACAAGCAGGAGGCCCUUGAUAGCAUGAAGGAAUUCACCGGACGACUGUCUGAGGACCUGGCUAUGCGAACUAGGGCCGCAGCAAAUCCAAUGAUGGGUCAGAACGGAAUGAACGGCAUGUCCAAUGGCCAGCACAUGUUCAACAACAUGAAUCCAUUUGCUACCACCAAUGGGCAUAACGGCGUGAAUGGUAUUAAUGGAUCAGCCAUGUUGAAUGGAUCAGCAGCAGGUGUCUCACCGAGCGAACUUGUCCAAUGCCAUCGUCUACUUGCCAAAUGCUACCUCAAGCAGGGAGACUGGCAGCAAGAACUUCAGGACGGCGAAUGGGAACACGAGUAUGUGCACGAGAUACUUGCCGCUUACGCCGCAGCCACACGUUACAACAAGGACUGGUAUAAAGCAUGGCAUGCCUGGGCACUCGCCAACUUUGAAGUCAUCAACUCGAUCACGUCCAAGUCUGACCGGGAGGCUACUGAAGUGCCUAAUAACAUUAUCCACGAUCACGUCAUCCCGGCUAUUCAGGGCUUCUUCAAGUCUAUCGCGCUGUCUUCAACUAGCUCGCUUCAGGAUACACUCAGACUGCUUACGCUGUGGUUUGGUUAUGGUGGAAGGGAGGGAGUCAAUCGUACCAUUACAGAAGGAACUAAAUCGGUACCUAUUGAUACGUGGCUCGAGGUUAUCCCGCAACUCCUCGCUAGGAUUAAUCAGCCAAACGCUGUGGUUAGACAGUCUAUCCACCAGCUGCUUAUCGAAGUUGGAAAGGCACAUCCUCAAGCUUUGGUGUUCCCGUUGACAGUCUCGAUGAAGUCCGAUGUAUCUCGACGCCAGCGAUCGGCAAAGGAGCUCAUGGAGGCAAUGCGCGAGCAUUCGCCAAAACUAGUCGAGCAAGCUGAUCUUGUGAGCCACGAGCUCAUUCGUAUCGCCGUCCUAUGGCACGAACAAUGGCACGAGGGCCUCGAGGAAGCCAGCCGACUUUACUUCGGUGACCAUAACAUAGACGGAAUGUUCGCUACACUCGCGCCCCUGCAUGCCAUGCUCGACAAGGGACCGGAGACAUUGCGCGAGAUCUCGUUUAUCCAGUCUUUCGGCCGCGAACUCCAAGAGGCUCGCGACUGGUGUAAUACGUUUAGGACAUCGGGCGAAAUUGGCGACCUCAACCAGGCGUGGGAUCUCUACUACCAGGUGUUCCGCAAGAUCGCUCGUCAACUGCCGUCCUUGAUGACGCUUGAGUUGCAGUAUGUCUCACCAAAACUCAAAGACGCGCACGACCUUGAGCUCGCUGUUCCCGGAACGUACCAAGUUGGCAAACCAGUCAUUCGAAUCAUAUCGUUUGAUCCAGUCGCAUCUGUCAUCCAAUCUAAGCAGCGACCCAGGAAAUUGGAAAUGCGCGGCAGCGACGGCAAGGCACAUACGCAUAUCCUCAAGGGACACGAAGAUAUCCGCCAAGAUGAACGUGUCAUGCAACUCUUUGGCCUCUGCAACACACUUCUUUCCAACGACGUGGAGUCACGUAAGCGUCAUCUCAACAUCCAACGCUAUGCCGCCGUUCCGCUUAGCACGCAGUCUGGUCUUCUUGGGUUUGUUCCUAACAGCGACACACUCCAUGUUCUCAUUCGCGAGUACCGCGAUAGCAGGAAGAUUCUUCUCAACAUCGAACACCGCAUCAUGCUACAGAUGGCGCCCGAUUAUGACUGCCUUACCCUUAUGCAAAAGGUCGAAGUCUUUGGGUAUGCGCUGGAUAAUACGACCGGUCAAGAUCUUUACCGUGUCUUGUGGCUCAAGUCCAAGUCUUCGGAAGCCUGGCUUGAUCGCCGUACCAAUUACACGCGCUCGCUGGCAGUCAUGUCAAUGGUGGGCUAUAUUCUGGGUCUUGGAGAUCGCCAUCCCAGUAACUUGAUGCUUGACCGAAUUACCGGCAAGGUCAUUCACAUUGAUUUCGGAGACUGCUUCGAAGUAGCCAUGCACCGAGAGAAAUAUCCAGAACGUGUGCCGUUCCGGUUGACACGCAUGUUGACGUAUGCCAUGGAAGUUAGUAACAUCGAGGGCAGCUACCGGACAACUUGUGAACAUGUCAUGCGGGUACUGAGAAGUAACAAGGAGAGUGUCAUGGCAGUGCUUGAAGCUUUUAUACACGAUCCUCUUCUGACGUGGCGCCUCAACCACCGUGAUACUUCCCCAGUUGAACCAAACUACCCAUCGGAACGCCGUCAAUCCAUAAUGGGCGAAGCAGCGAACGUUCCGCCCGAACAUCAAAUGUCCAGCAUCGUCGGUCGUCCCCGUCACCGGUCCUCAGUCGCGCCGCCCCAGAACAACGACGUCGAUGCCAAGGAAGUGCAGAAUGCGCGGGCAUUGCAGGUGCUGAGCAGGGUCAAGGAGAAGCUCACAGGCCGAGAUUUCGGAAAGGGCGAGGAUCUCCCGACUGAGAUACAGGUUGAUAGGCUUAUCAAAGAGGCAACGAAUUUGGAGAAUCUAUGCCAGCAUUACAUAGGAUGGUGUAGUUUCUGGUAA